Dictyostelium purpureum is the source of this 1603-nucleotide messenger RNA. Its product is annotated as catalase. Gene Ontology annotation, molecular function: heme binding; catalase activity. The transcript has 2 exons. The coding region runs from base 1 to 1491 and encodes 496 amino acids. NCBI's taxonomy places the organism in Eukaryota, Evosea, Eumycetozoa, Dictyosteliales, Dictyosteliaceae. Gene Ontology annotation, cellular component: peroxisome; mitochondrion; cytoplasm. The record is from RefSeq and is a predicted model, not a curated record. Gene Ontology annotation, biological process: response to hydrogen peroxide; hydrogen peroxide catabolic process.
AUGACAACACCAGUUUUAACUACAUCAAAUGGUGCUCCAGUAGACAAUAAUUUAAAUUCAAUGUCUGUUGGUAAUCCAGGUCCACUCUUAUUACAAGACUUUCAUUUAAUCGACAAACUUUCACACUUUGAUCGUGAACGUAUCCCAGAACGUGUUGUUCAUGCUAAAGGUGCUGGUGCCCAUGGUUAUUUCGAAGUUACCAAUCCAGAUAUUCCAAAAUGGUGUAGAGCUAAAUUUUUAAACAAAGUUGGUAAAAGAACUCCAAUCUUUACCCGUUUCUCAACUGUUGGUGGUGAAAAGGGUUCAUCUGACUCUGAAAGAGAUCCAAGAGGUUUUGCUGUUAAAUUCUACACUGAAGAAGGUAAUUGGGAUAUGGUUGGUAAUAACACUCCAGUUUUCUUUAUUCGUGACCCAAGCAAAUUCCCAGAUUUCAUUCACACACAAAAACGUAAUCCACAAACCAAUUGCAAAGAUCCAAAUAUGUUCUGGGAUUUCUUAGGUCUUACCCCAGAAUCAACUCAUCAAGUUAUGAUUUUAUUCUCAGAUAGAGGUACACCAAAAUCAUACCGUCACAUGCAUGGUUUCUCAUCACAUACAUUAAAGAUGGUCAAUCAACAAAACAAAGCAUCAUGGGUUAAAUUCCACUUUAUCUCAGAAACCGGUAUUCAAAACUUUACCGCUGAAGAAGCUGGCAAACUUUCAUCAACUGACCCAGAUUCAGCCACCAGAGAUCUCUUUGAAUCUAUUUCAAAAGGUGUUGAACCAGCUUGGAAAGUUUCAAUUCAAGUUAUGGAACAUGAUGAUGCCUUCAAAUACCGUUUCGAUCCAUUCGAUGUCACCAAGGUUUGGCCACACAAAGAUUAUCCAUUAAUCCCAAUUGGUCGUAUGGUAUUAAACCGUAACCCAGAAAACUACUUUGCUGAAGUCGAACAAGCUGCAUUCUCACCAUCACACAUGGUCCCAGGUAUUGAACCAUCAUUCGAUAAAAUGCUCCAAGGUCGUCUCUUCUCAUACCCAGAUACCCAUCGUCAUCGUCUCGGUGUUAACUAUCAACAAAUCCCAAUCAAUUGCCCAUACGCCGCCAGAGGUGGUGUUAAAAACUACCAACGUGAUGGUUUCAUGGCUGUUAAUGGUAACGGUGGUAAAGGUCCAAACUACCAACCAAACUCAUUCAAUGGUCCAGAACCAAACCCAGAAUUUACUCAACACAAAUUCGAAAUCAGCGGUGUUGGUGCUCGUCAACCAUACACUCAUCCAAAUGAUGAUUUCAUUCAACCAGGUAACUUAUACAGACUCAUGGAUGAAGGUGCUAAAUCACGUCUCGCUAGUAAUUUAGUUGGUCACAUGCAAGGUGUCACUGUUCGUGAAAUCCUUCUUCGUGCCGUAUCAAACUUCUAUAAAGCCGAUAAAGAUUUAGGUGCCCGUCUCUGUAAAGGUCUUGGUAUUGAUGUCAACGAUGUCGUUAAAUUCACCACUAGAUCAAACUUGUAAAAAUUUAAAUAAAACAACAACAACAAUCACCACCACCACUUUUCAAACUUUAUUUUUUUAGUAAUAUAAAAAAAAAAAAAUAAAAAAAAAUAUAUUAAUUUUUUGUUACAUU